Messenger RNA from Pyrus x bretschneideri (Chinese white pear), 1693 nucleotides. RefSeq lists its product as uncharacterized. Bases 129 to 1046 code for a protein of 305 amino acids. Lineage: Eukaryota; Viridiplantae; Streptophyta; Magnoliopsida; Rosales; Rosaceae. The transcript has 4 exons. The record is from RefSeq and is a predicted model, not a curated record.
UUCUUUCCCGUUCAGUCUGCUCCAUCCCAUGUUCUUCUUCCACGCCAUUUUUGUUCAACCCUAGUUUUUUUCACGUUAGUGUGGACUACCACAAUCUCAACUAAUUCUCAUACGGCAAAGAUUCAUCAAUGUCGACAAUCACAAUCAGACUAGGGGCAAAAGAAAGAGAACGGCUUCGUGGGCGGAGGUGGCAGAGAACUUGCUGGAAUCAUCUUCCAUUUUUUUCCUUGGUGGGGUGCUGUCUCUGCUCUGUGAAUAGCUCUGGUGUGGGUUUCAAAGAAGGCCAGAGAGAGAGAGAAAAGCUUUUGAAAGGCGGGGAAGUAAGCAUGUCAGAGAAGCUUUCUUCCAAUAGAGGUGAAGUUAUACUGGAAGUUCGAAGUGAAGAGAUCAAUGCAGCAAAAGGAUCUCCCUCAAAAGUCUCAGAAUAUUCAGCUCCCAAGCAAAGCCAAGUGGGCUCACCCGCCAAAACAUCGGCUGAGUCCAGCAGUGGGUUCUCUAAAUCAGUCCCAGUGAGCUCCCCUUCACCUGAAUUUUCGAGAGCCAGUCCUGGGAGUUCUUCUAAUGAAUUUACUAAAGAGGAUGAUAUAGUUGAAGUGAGUUCUUGUAGUGAAAUAGAAAGUGAUGGGGUUCAUAUAAUAGAAACUUCUAAUGAAACUAUUGAAGAAGAUGAUGUAAUUGAAGCAACUUUUGAUGCCACUGAAGAAGAAAGCAAUGGGGUUCAUGCAGUGGAAAAUAAUGGGACUAACAUGGAGAACACAAGGAAUGUGGAAGGAAAGGUCCAAGAGCCUCAAGUUGGAAUGAUCUUUGACAACAUGGAUCAAGUGGCUACAUAUUACAAGGAAUAUGGGAGACAAUUAGGAUUUCCAGUGAUAAAGAGAUCAUCAACGAAGGGAGAUGAUGGAAAAUUGAGGUAUAUUACUAUGUGUUGCGCUCGAUCAGGUACAUCAAAAAGUACUUCAAGUAAUCCUCUUAAGCCAUAUCCAAGUAUAAAGAAUGAUUGCAAGGCUCAACUAAGGGCAAGUUUAUACUUGGGUGAGAAGUGGUGAGUGAAUUCUGUAAAGCUUGAUCAUAAUCAUGGGUUGAGAGUCCAACAAAAACUCGUUAUUGGAAGUGUUUUCGGGAAGUUAGUUCUUCUGUAAAAAAAGAAGCUUGAAGUGAAUGAUAAAGCCGGAAUAAGGGUCAACAAAAGUUAUAAUUCAGUGGUGGUUGAAGUUGUGGGGCAUGAGAACAUGAAGUGUUUAGAAAAAGACUGUAGAAAUUAUAUUGAAAAGGUAAGGCGCUUACGACUUGGAGAAGGGGAUGCCAUUGCAGUUCAAAACUACUUUGUAAGCAUGCAAGCUCAGAAUGCAAAUUUCUUCUAUGCAAUUGAUUUAGACAAAAAUGGUUGUUUAAGAAAUGUGUUUUGGGCAAAUGCGAGGAGUAGGGCAGCUUAUGAAGAAUUUGGUGAUGUUAUAACAUUUGACACAACAUACUUAACUAAUAAGUACAAUAUGCCAUUUGCUCCAUUUGUGGGGGUUAAUCAUCAUGGGCAAUCAAUUUUAUUGGGAUGUGGAUUGAUUUCAAGGGAAGGUACCAACUCCUUUAUUUGGUUGUUUAAGACCUGGCUUGCUUGUAUGUCCGGUCAUGCUCUAAGUGGAAUAAUUACAGAUCAAGACAAAGCUAUGAAAAAAGCGAUCGAAGUUGUUUUUCCUAA